CCCUCACUAUGGGUUCUUGCAUUAGCAAAUGCAAUCCCCAAAAAAAUCCUCAAGAAGAUGAUGAUCAACAUCAUGAAUGUGUUAAAGAUAAACUUGUGAUAUCACAAGCUCCCGUAUCUCCAAAAAUCCAUGUUCCUUCUUCAACUAUCCAACCACCUCGAAAACUCGUAUCUUCUUCUCCUUCUUCUUCUUCUUGUUCAGUAUCUCUUUCAUCGUUUUCCUCUACUGCAACCAAUGUUACGUUAUCUUCAUCUUUGUCAUCGUCAUCUUCCUCCUCUUCAUCCUCUUAUUUCAAGGAUCGUUCUUUCUCGAAUGAUUUCUUGUUGUCUUGUGCACAAGAACAUGACCAUAUACUUGACAUCAAGAAAAACAAAGUUAGUUAUCAAAAUACAUCAACCAUGUCUACAAGUGGCAAGAAAUACUCCCGAUCACCAUCAUCAUCAUCAACCACUUUGUCCAAACCACCAAGUCCUCGAAGAGAGUGCAAUUCAACAACGACCCCUAAGAAAAGGCCACGUGCCAAUUCGCCAAUUAUGGUUAGACAAAAGAGUUUUAGAAAAGAACAUGAUCAACAACUCAUGAUCAAGGGAAGUAACAUUGGUAAUAAUCAUACUUCAAGUAUUACCUCUACCUAUCAUCAUUUUCCUAGUACUAGAACAACCCUAAAAUCGCCAUCUCCAAGUCGAAGAUUUCCUUCAAAUUCGAAUGGUGACAUGAAGGAGAAUUCAUUUAGAAAAUCAAUAGCUUCAAAAGGGAACAAUGGAAGUGUUAUAUCAAGAUCAUCAUCUCUAAGAAGAGAGAAUCAUUUCACUCCAAAAAAUGAUGGAAAAAUGAGAAAUGUUUUUCCAAUUUCUCCAAAGAUUGAUGAAAUGGAAAUUGGAGAAGAAGUGAAGUCAAAUGAUCAAGAUUUGGACUCAUUUCUCAUGGAGGAUAUUAAUAAUCCUCUCAUUGCCUUGGAUUGUUUUAUUUUUCUCUAGAGAUGUACAUGUUUUUGAUACAUUUUUCUGUUUUUUGCUUUACUUCUAUGGGUCUCAAGAGGAAUUGAACCCAUAAUUUAAUGGUGAAAGUAUGGCACUUUCUACCAUAUUGCUAAGACUUGUCUUGUUUGGAACGACAAGUUCAUAACGUGUAUUUUUUUUUCAUA
Solanum stenotomum is the source of this 1144-nucleotide messenger RNA. RefSeq lists its product as uncharacterized. The coding region runs from base 9 to 977 and encodes 322 amino acids. The record is from RefSeq and is a predicted model, not a curated record. The transcript has a single exon. Lineage: Eukaryota; Viridiplantae; Streptophyta; Magnoliopsida; Solanales; Solanaceae.